Alternaria ventricosa is the source of this 912-nucleotide messenger RNA. RefSeq lists its product as uncharacterized. The coding region runs from base 1 to 912 and encodes 303 amino acids. Lineage: Eukaryota; Fungi; Ascomycota; Dothideomycetes; Pleosporales; Pleosporaceae. The record is from RefSeq and is a predicted model, not a curated record. The transcript has 2 exons.
AUGGUGAACUUCAAUUCUAUUAUCGCAUUUUCAGCUUUCGGUCUGGGUGCGCUGGCACACCCAACCAUCAAGCACAUCGACCGUCGCUUUUGCUCGCUCGAACAGCGCAGCGUCUUCGUCCGCGCGGAAGACCCUACCUCACCCGCACCAAUCCCCAAAGCGACGACAUGGAACCCGCCCUCCGAUAUGGUCACCGGUCUAGACCAGGUAUGGAAGCAGACCAUGAAGGAGAAUCCCCAAGGUCUUCAAGACAAGAACUGGAUCAUUGAUCAGAUGAUGGCCAACAACGGGAGUAUCAACUACUGUGUCCGCUGGAACCACUCGGGUAAAAGCACUGCGAGUGCGCGCGCAUCCACCGUCAAAGCUUUGCAGCGCUCGAUGCAGAAGUGGUUCGACGUGCUCGUUGGAUUCGAAGGAUUCCCGCUUACUGAGCUUAAUGUUAACGUUGUCGGCUACGCUGUCAAGGACAAGAACCUCAUCGAAGGUGAUGUCAACGGUCUGGACAUCUACACCACCACCGAUGGUGACGGCGUACCCGAGUGCGAUACUCGCUGCUAUCGCGCCGCUCAUUUGGAUGGCGAUAUGAGCCAGUGCCCCGGUGGUGAGGCCAGCCGCUACGACAUCAGCCUAUGGCUUGAUAAAAGUCUUGAGGGUCAGAUGGGCGGCUAUGGAUACAACUGGGGAGAGGAGAUUGGUCCGGACUACUUCCUGAACAACAUUGACCAGGAAAAUAUUCACAUCCUGCUCCACGAGAUGGGCCACGGCUUCGGUCUUCUAGACUUUUACGACUGGGUGCCGCAGGGCCAGACCAACUUCAUUAUGAUGGCCGGUAGCGCCAUGGAGAUCACCGAGUUCGAUGCUUGGAUGCUGAGGGAUUGGUGGAGGAAGUUGAAGGUAGAGCGCAAGUGGUAG